Molecule: messenger RNA, 663 nt
Organism: Aspergillus heteromorphus CBS 117.55
Lineage: Eukaryota; Fungi; Ascomycota; Eurotiomycetes; Eurotiales; Aspergillaceae
Exons: 1
Coding region: 91-453 (120 amino acids)
Source: RefSeq, a predicted model, not a curated record
CAUCAUCCUCAUCAUCAUCCAUCAUCCAUGAGUCCGAGUCUGACAUGAUCUCCAUUAUUAUCAUUCUCCCAGUCCCCAGUGCAGUGAAUCAUGAUCCACACAGUUGGAUUGGACUGGGCUCUUCUUUCUCUAUUCCAUUCUAUUCCAUGCCCUGUGGCAUACAUCCAUACAUACAUACAUACGUACAUCCGUGGAAACCCCAACCAACCAACCAACCAACCCACCAACCAGUCCCGUCCCGUCCACAUCUACACAACAUCAACAAAUCCACUUUUACCCUUCCCAGCUAGGCUAGACAACCUCUCCUCCUCCUCCAUUCAAUCCAAUCCUAGGGUUCUAGAGAAGGAUGGUAGGAAUGAGACCGGGGAGGAAUCCAGCGUAGUUAGCUACACCGUCCGUGCUGACGAUGGAAGGAACCGCACGGGAUCCUCGACGAAGAUUCCAUCGGGCUAGACAAGGCACAAGGCAGGAGGAGACCCCGACUCGGUCCUGGAUCCGAUGUUAAUGGGAAUGGGGAAUGGGGAAUGUCGUCGACACUUGGUCUUGGUCCAGUUGUCCCGAUUGGUCGCCGGGGAGGGAGGAGGACGGCUUUAUGGAUAUGAACCUGAAUAUGGAUAUAGAUAUGGAUAUGGAUAUGGAUAUGCCGGGCUCGGACUAUGCGAU